Molecule: messenger RNA, 3391 nt
Organism: Petromyzon marinus (sea lamprey)
Lineage: Eukaryota; Metazoa; Chordata; Hyperoartia; Petromyzontiformes; Petromyzontidae
Product: epithelial cell adhesion molecule-like
Cellular component (GO): membrane
Source: RefSeq, a predicted model, not a curated record
UGAGCUCACCCCGCCCCCGUGUGAGUGGUGAGUGCGGGAGGCGUGACCGGACGCGAAGAGGAGGAGGAGCAAGAGCCAUUGUGGAACGCGUAAAUAAAUAUAUAUUGAAGUUGAAACUAUUUAAAAAGCCUCCUCCCCCUCUACCGUGACGUGAAUCCCCCGGUCAGGUCGCUUCGACUUCACCUGCGCGGCGAGGAGGAGGAAAAAGAGGAAGGGAGAGCGCAGACGAGAGCCGCCAUUUCAUCGUCGUCGUCAUCUAUCUUCGCGUGUUCCCCCUUUUACCUUGCCGUCUUGUCUCACCUGGUCCGGCGUCCUUUUGGUGAAUAACAUCAACGACUAGAACAAGAGCGAGAAGAAAGGGUUGUUGUUGUUGGUGGUGUUCACGACGACGAUGGCUUCCUCGUCUCUCGGCGCGCGUUGCGUGCUCGUGAUGGUGGCGGCGCUGGCUCUCGUUCUCGGCAUGGUCGCCCGAGCUUCCGCUCAAGACAUGUGUCCCGCUUGCAAUGGGGUCGACCCGUGCGUGAGUGCAUGCCGCUUCAACCCCUAUGCGACCAAGUGUAUCGUGGACUGCACCAGCGGCUGCAAGGCCCUGUGGAAGGAUCCCGAGAACAAGGUCAUCAACUGCGAGAAACUGACGCCGCGCUGCUUCCUCAUGCACCAGGAGAGCGACGCGCUGAAACGCCAGAGCCGCUCGGGCCCUGCGUCCGGCGGCCGCCUCGACACGGACGGCCUCUACGACCCCAAGUGCUUCGACAACGGCACCUUCAAGGCGGAGCAGUCCAACGAGACGACGCGCCAGCGCUGGUGCGUCAACAGUGCCGGGGUCCGCAACACCGACAAGCUGGUGGAUGCGGACCCGGAAUGCAAGCGUCUCGUCAUGUGCACCCAAAUCGUGUUGGACUUCUUUGUGAACACUACGCACCCUGCUGUGCGUGAAUCGCAGUUCAAGACGAGACUUCAAAAGGUGAUGCAGGACUCCUUCCUCCUGAGCCCCUCUCAAAUGAGCGAAACCAAGAUGGACGAUGCCGGAAAUGUUCUCAUCACCAUUGUAGCCGGCAACACGUCUGCCGAUCAGGAUGUGGGGACUGUCGCCUACUACUUGGAGAAGCAGUUUUUGAAGGGGGAGCUGCCGGGCCUGCCACGCGAAGUGCUCGACCUGAGCAAGCGCGGCGCGCAGGUGUGGUACUACGACGACGAGCCGCCCCGCAUGAACAUGAAGCACAUGGCCCCCGGCAUCAUCGCCAUCAUCUGCGUCCUCGUCCUCUCCCUCGUCGCAGCCAUCAUCGUCAUCGUGGUUAUGAAGAAGAGGUCGUCCAAGAAGAAGGACAACACCUUUGAGGGCCAGGAGCUGCAACAGAAGCUGACAUAAACGGCGAGCGACUCAUAAAUCAAGGAGGGCAUCGCUCCUGGGCAACACUCCUUCCGAAAUCGCAUCGCCGUUACCUCCAACCUAGUAGUUGAAUUAAUCAUCCCCGAUACAAUGGCGGUAAAUCUUGACCUCUUAGCUGUUUUUGUACAUUUAGGUCAUUCACGUUCAUUGCUUUUGGACCUGGAGGGAAAAAAAAACUUUUGUGGUCAUUUGUCUUUGAAGAAAUAAGGAUGUUUUUCCUGUAGCGUUUUAGAAAUUGUUGUUGGCGCGCCGCCGUGUAAUCAUGCGAUCACCCGUGCGUGAUUUGAUUUUUAUAAUUGGUGUCCUUUAACCUGACCUCCGUGUGUCGACUUGGAUCUGUGAAGUUGAGUUAACCGAGCCGUACGUCGUCGCAUGCCGUUCUAUAUUUAGGGUUGUGUUUUUAUACUUCAUGUUUAAUAAAAAAAAUGAAAACGGGGGGGGGGGGGGGGGGGGGGGGGAUAUGGGAAGAAAAAAAAACCUGGCAGUGCGAACAAACACUCGCAGCCACCACCGUCUCCUUGAAAAAAACAAAGUAGCAAAGGUUACGUAUUUUAAUUGUCGAUGCAACAUUUAAUACACACUUUUUAAAAGCUCCACAAGCUUCAAAAAUCUGCACCCUAAAACUAGCGACCAAUUGUUAAUCUUAAAGGCUUGUCUCAAAGUUGUAACCUUCGCAUAUCAAAAGUUAGGAGUUUAGUCGCCUGGCCAGAAUUGACUCCCCCCCCCCCCCCCCCCCCCCCCCCACCUAGGGUCGUCCCAGUCACUCAUCCAGGGUAGGUAAACUGAAGAUCCAACCCGGUAAACAUGCUGACAAGUGGCAGUUUUUGAGGUUGUACUAUGGUAUGCUUUUGAGGGUCGACGGUUUGUUGUUUGUUUUGAAUUGGAAUUCCAUGCUUCCCACUUUUUUUUACCAAACCCACACUGACCGGCAUGGUGAAGUUGGUCAAAUCCCUAUGUGAGGCCCUAAUUGAGCAGUGGGGUAACGGGGGGGGGGGGGCUGUUUGUGUAGAAAAGCCACCCACCGUAGUGAUGGGACGAAUAUCCAUCCUCUCGUGGGAGGGUGUAGUAAGCGUUGUGUGUUGGCGAUUUAAAAUCCUGUAACUUUAUUUUCCAGUUGUACAGCUUGAGCUUGGUGUUGAUGCCAGACAUGGAGGUUAAUUCUCUAGACCAGUGGAUGGAAGUUUUCAAACAUUUUAGUGAACAUUUUUAAGUUAAUUUCAAGAAAUCGAUUGCUGGGUCUAAAGGGCGGCAAACGCUGUAAUGUUUAUUCCGAGAUGGAGCGUUUGAUAAUCGUGGCGGCUGGAUUUUUGACACUUCACCGCUUCCCUGCGAUUCAAUUUGUCACGAUUUAUUAAACCUUGUGGCGAAGGUAGCAGCUGCUGGUGGCGGUCGAAGGAGUUUCUAUAAAACAGUACAGUGCACGUGACCUCGAUAGAGAAAUUGCUUCUCAAGUGCGUGCAGUUUAGUAAAAUGUAUCACGAGCCUAUUUAAUCAAUAUGCCGUUUUGCCCUCUAGGCAUACCUAAGUAAAGUUCAAUUUUGAUUUAAAGCUUUCGUGACUGCAGGGAUUCAUAUUAUUGGUUCUUUCGGUAAAGCCAUGUAUAGGGGAAACAAUAAAAUAAUAAAAAUAUGAAACAAUUCUCACGACGUUUCGACGGCAACACGAGCAAUCAUCAUAAGGUGUGAAAACCACAGCAAGAAAAUUUGAAAAAAGUGGCUUUCACAACUUAUGAUGAUUGCGUGUGUUGCAGUCGAAACGUGAGAAUUUAUAUUUGUAUUGUUUCCCUUAUGUGACUUUACCGAAAGAACCAAGAAUAUAAGUAAAGUUCAUCGGUGGAAACUCAACCGUGCCUUGUUUUUUUUAAAAGUGUAACCCCAACAUUCGAAUUGUAAUUCAGGGGGUCUGUGAUUUCGGAGAAACCACUGGUCUGGCACCACACGUUUGGUUCCUGUUUUUUUAUGUUGGAAUUGUUUCAUCCGUUAAGAGCAAAAUAAAACUUUU